Messenger RNA from Giardia duodenalis, 666 nucleotides. RefSeq lists its product as uncharacterized. The coding region runs from base 1 to 666 and encodes 221 amino acids. Lineage: Eukaryota; Fornicata; Diplomonadida; Hexamitidae. The record is from RefSeq and is a predicted model, not a curated record. The transcript has a single exon.
AUGCUCUUUCGACAGCAGCAACAGCUCCCUUUGACGACUCAGAACCAAUGGAUUAUAAACUAUCAAAGGGGGGAUAUACAGUAUGCCGUAGCUCGCGCCCUUGCGAUGUUCUUAAGCACCGGUCUUUUCGCAAAUGGAUACGAUUGGCCUGAAGAGAAGGCCCGGAGAGAGCAGCUCCAGGCCCUGGUUGAUCAGAUGGAUGCGUUCCUCGGGUAUAUUUCCGAUGCAAUCCACUUCACUGAUACGGAGCUAGUUUAUGCCCUGGUCCUCUUGUCGCGGAUCCACGUGCGAGGCGACUCCUGUGUUAGUGUGUUUACCGUACGGCGGUUUUUACUGGUAUGUCUUCACAUUUCUAUUCAGAUGACUCGAGACUAUGAGCUGACAUUCUGGCGGUGGCCCGAGCUUCUCUCCAAUCUAGAUCUCGCAGCGUACACGGCUAUGUACGCUGAAGCCCUGAAGAUCCUCGACUGGAAUACUCACGUCGUAAGUGAGGAGUUAGCGACAACGCAUGCACAUAUCUCUUCAUUUCUCAUUGUGCAUGACGAACGGAUACAGCGGUACGCGGACCCAUACACGCCCUACUUGAUGCAUCAGUAUUGGCAUCCGAAUUCGUGCUACUUUUCCCCUAUGCCCGUUUACAAUUUACCACAGGUCUAUAUGUGGUAG